CUUUACUAUAAAAGUGUGGAAGAAACGAUUUUGGUUGAAACUGUACAACAUUGCUGCGAUUGAUACAGGAGCUGACUUGACCCGGGAAAUAUCAAAUAUAAAUAUAUUCUCGGCAUAUUUCAAAUUUCCCGCUCAAUACACACAGCAAAAAUGAGAGAUUUUCAACUUCAAACGCCACAGAGAGAUCAAUCUUCUGGAAAUCGCCGAUUGAAAUCCACUUCCGAGAACAAUAGAAAUCUGCGCAAGGUCACUAAAAAGAGUUUGAAUCCGGCAUUUAAAGCCGUUUCAGAAGAGGAUAUUGCGGUUUUGGAGUCUCUGAAGGAAUUCUCUGAGGUUCCUGAUGAUAAUCCGUUUGCCGAAUCUGCUGAGAACUUUAUUAUUUCAGUAAAUCCAGUGGAACCACAUUCAUCAGAAACAGCUGCUAUCUCAGAUAUUACUUCUCCAUCAUUAUCCUCCUCCUCUGUAGUUACUUCAGACGCGCAUGUAACCAUCAGUGCCAUGCAGAACAAAGGUAAAAUUCCUGUAGUAGAUUCUUCCAAGAAGAUGGAACCUAUUGAGGCAGAGGUGGUAAUAAAACAUCUGAGGGAAGCUAGAAUUCAGGUCUUGAAUUCAAAAGACGUGGGGCCUUCAAAGAAGCUUCUGGAUGCUCUGAUAAAUAUCAUCAUUGAAGAGUUUUAUGGUGGUCUAUAUGAUGAGAAGGAAUGGCUUGAUAAAUUUCUAUCAAACAAAGCUAAUCUGGUUUUCCUGAGUUUAAUGCUGGGGAUAUUUGCCAUAAUUAUGUGUGGAUUCUUACAUUAUGGAUUUCUCACGGGACCAACGCCAACUUGAUGUUCUACUUUUGGAUAUGUAUACUCUUCCACUUACAGCUCAUUGUUACCCCUUCUCCUUUAGCUGGGUUUUCCUAAGUUUUGGGCUGGGACUGGAGCCCACCAUAACAACUAAUCUUUGAAUUGCUGCCUUACAGAGGAUAUGCGUGUAUACAUCUUUUGAUGAUAACUAAAAAUUAUGGCAUGGGCACGAUGUUAUGUAAAUUCUGAUUUGUUGUGAAAAACUGAGUUUUCUGUUUUGCUUGAAAUAGGUAUUGUUUAUAUGCUUGUGUUAGUUGCC
Sesamum indicum (sesame) is the source of this 1107-nucleotide messenger RNA. RefSeq lists its product as uncharacterized. NCBI's taxonomy places the organism in Eukaryota, Viridiplantae, Streptophyta, Magnoliopsida, Lamiales, Pedaliaceae. The record is from RefSeq and is a predicted model, not a curated record.